Manis pentadactyla (Chinese pangolin) is the source of this 3481-nucleotide messenger RNA. RefSeq names its product transmembrane protein 214 (gene TMEM214). Gene Ontology annotation, cellular component: Golgi apparatus; endoplasmic reticulum. The transcript has 17 exons. The record is from RefSeq and is a predicted model, not a curated record. Lineage: Eukaryota; Metazoa; Chordata; Mammalia; Pholidota; Manidae. The coding region runs from base 67 to 2004 and encodes 645 amino acids.
GAGCGCGGCGCGUCCGCACCGGAUCGGACAGCCCAGGGAGGUGGCACUGGCGGGAGGGUCGGAACCAUGGCGGCUAGGGCGGCGGUAGACGGGCGCUGGGAGGUGGUGAAGAAGGGGCGGCGGCCUGGGGCCGGCGGCAGGGGUAGAGGCGGCGGAGGGGACCGCCGGGCGCUCGGAGAGGCGAACGGAGGGUGGAAAUACGACCUGACCCCUCCAAUCCAGACCACAAGCACUCUGUAUGAGCGGGGCUUUGAGAGAAUCAUGAAGCGGCAGAAUAAGGAGCAGGUUCCCCCUCCUGCUAUGGAACCUAAGAAACCAAAGAGCAAGAAACAGACUAAGAAGGUGGUGACCCUCACCAACCAAAACCCGAAGCAGGGCCGUUUCCGCAGCCUGGAGGAGGCACUGAAAGCUCUGGACGUGGCAGCUCUGCAGAAGGAACUGGACAAGAGCCAGAGCGUGUUCUCUGGAAACCCAUCUGUGUGGUUGAAGGAUCUGGCCAGCUACCUCAACUACAAGCUCCAAGCACCUCUAAGUGAACCCACACUAAGCCAGCAUACUCAUGAUUAUCCCUACAGCGUGGUGAGCCGGGAGCUGCGUGGGAUCAUCCGAGGGCUGCUGGCAAAGGCAGCUGGGUCUCUCGAGCUCUUUUUUGACCACUGUCUGUUCACCAUGCUGCAAGAGCUUGAUAAAACGCCAGGGGAGUCACAGCAUGGUUACCGCAUCUGUAUCCAGGCCAUUCUGCAAGACAAGCCCAGGAUUGCCACCAUGAACCUGGGCAAGUUUCUUGAACUGCUGAGGUCCCACCAGAGCCGACCAGCAAAGUGUCUGACCAUCAUGUGGGCCGUGGGUCAAGCAGGUUUUGCUAACCUCACCGAGGGACUGAAAGUGUGGCUGGGGAUCAUGCUGCCUGUGCUUGGUAUCAAGUCUCUGUCUCCCUUCGCCAUUGCAUACCUGGAUCGACUGCUCCUGAUGCACCCCAACCUCACCAAGGGCUUUGGCACGAUCGGUCCCAAGGACUUCUUCCCACUUCUGGACUUUGCCUAUAUGCCUAACAACUCCCUGACACCCAGCCUGCAGGAGCAGCUGUGUCAGCUCUACCCCCGACUGAAGGUGCUGGCGUUUGGGGCGAAGCCAGAAGCCACCCUACAUACCUACUUCCCUUCCUUCCUGUCCAGAGCCACCCCAAGCUGCCCUCCUGAGAUGAAGAAAGAGCUCCUGAGCAGCCUGACUGAGUGCCUGACGGUGGACCCCCUCAGUGCCAGUGUCUGGAGGCAGCUGUACCCCAAGCACCUGUCACAGUCCAGCCUACUGCUGGAGUACCUGCUCAGGUCCUGGGAGCAGAUUCCCAAGAAGGCACGGAAGUCUUUGCAAGAAACCAUUCAAUCCUUCAAGGUUACCAACCAGGAGCUGCUAAGGAAGUGCAGCUGUAACAACCAGGAUGUCGUCACCUGUGAUGUGGCCUGCAAGGGUCUGUUGCAACAGGCAUGGAGCUGCCGACUGCCCUUGACACAGCUGCUCCUCUUGGUGCUGGUCUUCGCCAUAGGUUUCCUGUGCCAUGACUUCCGGUCACACAGCUCUUUCCAGGCCUCUGUUUCUGGUCAGUUGCUUCAUUCAUCUGGUUUCUUGCCUGCUGGCCAACAAGCAUGUGCCAAGAUCUACUUCUACAGCGUGCAAGGUUACAGCUGGCUAGAGGAGACGUUGCCAGCCUGGGGCUCCCACCUGCUGACUGUGGUGAGGCCCGGCUUGCAGCUAGCCUGGAAACACACCAGUGCCACAGUCAGCUUCCUUUCUGCCCACUGUGCCUCGCACAUUGCCUGGUUCGGUAACAGCCUCACCAGCCUCUCCCAGAGAAUCCAGCUCCCUGACGCCCUAACCCAGCUGCUCCAUUCUCUAAAGGAGUUGCUCCUACUUCUCUACCAGAACGUGCUGGUGCCCUUGUGGCACAUACUGCUUGAGGCCCUGGCCCGGGCCCAGGAGCACUGCCACGAGGCAUGCAGGGUAUAACUACAUUACCUCUUGGAAGCUGAGCAGCUCAUGUUGGGCAGAAUCCUGCUUUCGUAGUGGCAGUUAGCCAUGACCACUUUUCCCAGAAAGAAAGAAACUACCUGGCAAAGGGCCAGGCCCAGGACUGCUAGGCAGGAUUGUCCAAGGGUCUCAAGACAUUUUCCAUUUCCUCAGUUCUUCCUUAUCAAUCAGAAAUGGCUUCAAUUCUUAAAAAUAGUGGAUCCUUGUAACUGGCCUGUUCUCAGGGCAAGUUGAAAGGGGGCUGGUAUGAACCUGAGUUGGUGACAGUACAGGACAAGUAAAAUGAUGACACUCGUACAGUGACAUCAAGUCUGACCAAGACUGCUGGACCGAGGUCUCAAUCCAGCAACUCAGAAUGGCACUUAGUGCUACAUCAGCUUCUAUUAUCCAUUUACCUUGUUGGGUACAUUUAAUUUCUGCAUAAAAUCCUGGGUUGUUGCAUUUCUCUUCAUCAACUUAGGAUAACUAGGUCUCCACAGCCUUUCACAGGAACUAGGACACCUUAAUUGGCUUUUUUUGAUAGAUGUAGUUGUUUGGCCCAAUACUGGAAUUGUCCAGAAUUUAUCCUUUGUCAGAAGAGUAAUCCACUAAACACCACACCUACUGUCCCUUAGCUAAACCAGACACCUAGACCUUUCAUUUUGUGCAGCACUGUCACUAACCAGGAAUCCAUGCUGAGCCAGUGAGUUGAGCCAAUGUGGACUAGUAGAAUACACUGAGCUGACAGGUGGACAGUCACACUGUGACUAUUGAUGUUAUGGAAGAACAGAAACUGAUACCUCAGAAGGUCACAUCUGAACAUUGCAACUUUUCACACACAGCUGGAAUUCUGCCGCUAACAUGCCAUAAAACUGAAGGGCCAUUUAAGUAUAGUUCUCUUACUAAUGUAUUACCAGUUCUUGUAUGGACCUGCAAAUUACAUCACAUGACACAUUUGAAACACUUCACAUCUUUUUAAGUCAUAAAGCUCAUUUCCAGAUUUGUAUCCAGCUUUACAGCAGGGCAGCUUGAUGGGUAGCCUUACUAUGCCCAGAUAAUGUUGCCCCACAAACAACGUUGUUGGACUUGGCUGCUUGCAAAUGCCAUCACUCUUAGGGUGAAAUGUUUUCCAUCGAGACAGGCAUGCCUACCCUGCUCUAUUCCAGAACGACCCAGUUAUCAAUUACAUGGAGAUUUCAAUAGUGAUGUGACCUGAACAUUAUAAUGUCUUAGCUCUACUAGUGAUCCAUGUUUUUUUAUCAUACUCAUGGUUCUGCUCCCAAAAGGGCUUGAGGGGACAAAGGACCUUGCUCUUCCCUAUGUGGGAUUCCAUUUUAGUGGGUAGUUUCAUUACCCCAGACUUGGGUAUCAGAAGGUAUAAGAAGGAAUUUGGGGAGGGGGUGGAGCUACCACCAUUUAGGGUAUGAAUAAAUAUCCAUCGAAUAUUCUGCCUAUUAAUAAAGUUUAAUUCAGAUGC